AUGAGAUUGAUGAUUGGUGAAAUUGUGGAAUUAUGGCAGGUGACCAAGAGGGAGUACACAGGGCAAUCGAAAUGGAAGCACUGGAAUUGGAGAUCAGAAGGAGAUAUUUUCCUAAAUGGAGCAUUUUUCACACCUUCUGGAGCUGGAGCUGGUGCCGGAUACGCCAGAGCUUCAAGUUUAUCGGCGAAAUCAUCAUCACUCGUCGGCACCAUGACCUCUUACUCGGGUGCUCUUUAA
Molecule: messenger RNA, 237 nt
Organism: Arabis nemorensis
Lineage: Eukaryota; Viridiplantae; Streptophyta; Magnoliopsida; Brassicales; Brassicaceae
Source: the annotation of a GenBank genome assembly